AAUUUUGAUUGGUUGACCACCUGAUGUCUUAAUUAGAAAAUUGAUCAGAGUUGGACUUUAUAAAUCAGCUCUCUUAGAUACAUAUAAAAGUCAUUCAGUCAUGACAUCAUUUACUCUGUCAGAUUCUCCCUGCCUGUAGCUGGUCAUCUUCUGAACCGCGCGAAGUAGACGUGUUCAUGAGCAGUGCAAACACAGUUAAUCCUCAGGAAGCUAACGAAAACAAGAAUCAUGUUCCUACAGUGAUGCUGGCUAAAGAAAAUCCAGGGGGUUUAUGUGAGAUCACUGUAAAAGAUGAAAAAGGAAAUGAUCUAGAAAUAAAUUUAGAUUCAGAAAAGCAACAAACACGUGGUGGUUGGAAUGGAAAAUUGGAAUUCGUUAUGACAUGUAUCGGUUAUGCCGUCGGUCUUGGGAAUGUAUGGCGUUUCCCUUAUUUAUGUCAUAAAAACGGUGGAGGUGCAUUUCUCAUCCCUUAUUGUCUGAUGCUGAUACUACUUGGACUUCCUUUAUUUUUUCUUGAAUUCGCAUUUGGCCAAUUUGCAAGUUUGGGUCCCAUAUCUGUUUGGAAUAUCAGUCCAUUAUUCAAAGGCAUCGGCUACGCAAUGGUCAUUUUAUCUUGGAUACUGGUUGUAUACUAUCAAAUUGUUGUAGCGCAUUGUCUAUACUUUUUAUGCGCUAGCUUUACAAGCCGAUUACCUUGGACAGACUGUGAUCCAGCUUGGAGUAGUCCCAAUUGUAUGGAUGCAUCUCGUGCUAACUUUACGAAUAUAACAAAUCCUAAGGCUCCAUCAGAAGAUUAUUACUUUAAUGAAGUACUUAAACUAAGCUCUGGACUUGAAGAAUUUGGUACACCAAGUUGGUCAUUAACAUUGUGUUUAUUAGCUUGUUGGAUAAUUUGUGCAUUAGCUGUUAUCAAAGGUGUUCAAUCACUUGGUAAAGUAUCCUAUUUUACAGGCAUAUUUCCAUAUAUAAUGUUAACUAUUCUUUUAAUACGAAGUGUACUUCUUCCAGGCGCCAAAGAUGGUGUACUAUAUUAUUUGACACCUGAUUUUUCUCGUUUAAAAGAUCCACAAGUAUGGGCAGAUGCUGCUACACAGAUUUUCUUCUCUUUGGGUUGUUGCAACGGUGGUUUGAUAACAAUGUCAAGUUAUAAUAAAUUCAAGAACAACUGUUGUAGAGAUGCUGUAAUAUUCGCUAUUAUCAAUUGUGCAACUUCUGUUUACGCUGGAUUUGUUAUCUUCAGUAAUUUGGGUUUUAUGGCUUUAACAAAGAAUACAACAGUCGCUGCAGUUGCAACAUCCGGUCCUGGACUCGCUUUCGUUGUCUACCCUGAAGCAAUGACAAAUAUGCCAUUGCCUAGUUUAUGGUCAGUGUUAUUUUUCAUUAUGAUGUUAACACUUGGUCUUGGUUCACAAUUUUCCAUAUUGGAAACAACUCUAUCCGGCACAGAAGAUGAACUGAGACGAUUAGGUGUAGUAUUGACAACAAAACGGAAAAUGUUGUAUCGGGUUGUUAUAUGCUUUGUUGAUUUCUUGCUUGGAUUACCUAUGGUUUGUGCUGGUGGCUACUAUUUAUUCUCUAUAUGCGAUAGUGUGAUAUCUGGCUAUACACCUUUAGUGAUCGCAUUGUGUGAAACAGUUGUUAUAUGUUAUGUAUAUGGCUUAAAACAAUUUCGACGUGAUAUUGAAUUAAUGAUUGAUGAACGACCGAAUUGGUAUUGGCGUAUUUGUUGGCUUGUAUUUACACCAGUGAUUUGUUUCUUAUUAAUUAUUGCAAUAUUUAUUUAUUCGGGCGAAUUUAAAGAAGGCGAUUAUACAUAUCCACAAUGGGCAUUAGUAUUUCGUCAAAUAUUAGCCGCUAUACCUGUAAUCACAAUUAUUGCCUGGUUUUUGUAUAAAUACUGUAAAGAAGGUGGUUUUGUUCUAUCAAUCAACAUUUUACUCAAAAGUCAAAUAAUUGGUAUGUGAAUUCUGACUGAUUCAUCGCUAAAUCUUACUGUUACUGUAAUGUAUAUUUAAUCCUUAGUGCUAAUCGAACUCUGUUGGUGGAGUUACAAUAUGGCUACUAGUCUAAAUACCUUUUUGUCUCAUGCACUAUACUAUGAUGUGAGACUCAAAGUUAAAUGAAAUCGACAGCGUGCCCUAGACAUCAGUUUCAUUUUGGUUCAUUGCAGGAUACACACUUAUUUGUCAUAAAUACGUUCAAAAUUAAUCGUAAACUUCUUCAUUUCUGAAUAGCUAAUGAAAGAAUUUUUGAAACCUGUUCAUGAAUGGGGACCAGCUGAGAAAGAAUAUCGAACGGAAUUCAUCUCUAUGAUUAAAUCAAAUGAAUCGUUACAUCGUUCUCGUAUUAAUGACCUUGGUCCUGGUAAUCCCUAUACAACAAUGACUCAUGCAAUAUCUAACAGUCAAAUGCAAGUGAAUUUUGCUUUAGGCGGUUCACUUGUUAGUGGAUUAGCUACUACCGGUGUAGUAGAUGAUACUAAAUUUUUCCAGAGUAAAUUAAAAGUAGCUGAAAAACUUACAGAAGCCCAUACUAAAGAAGUGAUAAAGCGAGUUGCCAGUAAUGCAGAUUUCGUCCCAUUAGAUCCUAAUUUAGCUUUAACAGCUAGUCAGACAGCUUUAGCAGCAGCCAGUUCUGCUGUUCUUCUUAACACACUACACAAACCAUUCCCAGAAAAUCCAACUCAUGCUCCAAUGCCUAUAAGAUUACCGGAACAAAUUGAACGUGGUGAUGAUGAUGAUGAUGAUGAUGAUGAUGAUGAUAUUAAUGUGGUUGGAAUCAAACAACUAACUACUACGGCACAUUCAAAACAUGGAUUAAAUGAUCAACACCAUCAUCAACAACUAACGCAACAUCAACAACAAAAUCAAUAUCAUGAAGAAAAUCACGAAGUGCAUUUUGAUAAACCGAAUAAACUUCAACGUUUUAUUCACAAAGUGAAAGAUACCAUUUAAAACGAAAAUAUUGAUUUUAGUAUGAUGACUUUUAGCAGUGAAUCAAAUGAAGAUUUUGAUGAACAAAUUAUGAGAUAUUGUUUACCUUAGUUCAUUCUCAGCUUUGUUUGAUUAAUAUAUAUAUAUAUAUAUAUAUAUAUAUAUAUAUAUAUAUAUAUAUAUAUAUAUAUAUACAUAUAUAUUUAUAUUUUGUUUGUAAUAAUAUUAUUAGAAUUACACUUGAAAAUUGAAUCAUGGAAUUCAAAAAUCAAUUCUUGCUCAAAAAUGUUUGUACACUUUCUAUUGUAUAUUGUUAUUCAUUCAUCAUGAACAAGCAUAUUUUUGAAUAAAUCAUUUAUAUGAUCUUUU
Schistosoma turkestanicum is the source of this 3302-nucleotide messenger RNA. Lineage: Eukaryota; Metazoa; Platyhelminthes; Trematoda; Strigeidida; Schistosomatidae. The record is from the annotation of a GenBank genome assembly.